AUGCAAGUGAAGUUUUGGAUCCUGCUGAUCUGGGCAGCACCACGCAGUGUUGCAUCCGAAUUCUGCGAUAAUGGAACUGGGGAGUGCAAGGAUCUGAGUGCCACUGACUGCCCGGCGGUGUUCUUCAACCUGGCCCUGAUCGGAAGACUUGUGAAAUUUUGCGACGAGUUCAACGACGUUGUUUGCUGUCCCCUGCCCCUCGAUAGGCAAGCUCAAUCGCAGCAGUUCUCCGCAGAUACGGGCCUCAGGAGAUUCGAAAAGGAAUGCCGUCGCUACAACGAGAUAAGAGCUUCCUGCCGCGCCACCCCCUUCAUUGUGGGUGGAGCCAAGGCCGCUGGCCGGGAAUUCCCCUUCAUGGCGCUGCUGGGUCAGCGUGGGAAGAGCUCCUCCCAAAUCGAGUGGGACUGCGGGGCCACCAUCAUCCAUCCCAAGUUCGUGCUGACCGCCGCCCACUGCCUGGAAACCAGCGAGACCAAGGAGCAGCGUCUGGAUCCCAACUACGAUUGCCCCAAGUACGUGGUUAGAGUGGGCGAACUGGACUACCUGAGCACCACGGAUGACGCACAGCCGCAGGACUUCCGGGUGGUCAACUAUGUGGUGCAUCCGGCGUACGGCGAGGACGAUGACACGGGCAGUCGCAGGAACGACAUUGCCGUGGUGGAGCUGGAGAGGGAGGCGACCUUCAGCGAGUAUGUGGCGCCUGCCUGCCUGCCCCUCGACGGCGGAAAUGAGCACCUGCAGGUGACAGCCGCCGGAUGGGGCGCCACCUCGGAGGCAGGACACUCCUCGUCGCAUCUGCUCAAGGUGAUCCUGCAGAGAUUCGACGUGCCCCAAUGCAGCCAGCGGCUGGAGCUCAAGAUCGACGUGCGCACCCAGCUGUGCGCGGGAUCGCGGAACACCAGUGCGGAUACUUGUUAUGGCGACUCGGGCGGCCCGGUCUUCGUGCAGCACCCCACAUACUCCUGCCUGAAGCAGGUGAUUGGCAUCACCUCGUAUGGACGGGUCUGCGGCGUCCAGGGAUUGCCCAGUGUGUACACCAAGGUCCAUCUGUACACCGACUGGAUCGAGAACAUCGUGUGGGGCGAGUAGGCGGCCAAAUGUUUGCGCAGCUCAUUCGCAGCUUCCACUGACAGGUGCCAACUUCUGUUUGGACUUCUACUUAAUGGAGAUUCGAUGCGAAUGAAGAUAUUUAAUGAAUAUACAUUCUAGCCAGUCGCCUGCUAAUUUGCCCAGACAUUCAAUCAAGAUAUGCAGUGAUUGGUUGCAAGUAAACGUGUGGAUCAUUGGAUCAUAAAUAUUUAUGGUGAGUUAU
Drosophila erecta is the source of this 1312-nucleotide messenger RNA. RefSeq names its product venom protease. NCBI's taxonomy places the organism in Eukaryota, Metazoa, Arthropoda, Insecta, Diptera, Drosophilidae. Gene Ontology annotation, biological process: proteolysis. The transcript is spliced from 3 exons. Bases 1 to 1089 code for a protein of 362 amino acids. Gene Ontology annotation, molecular function: serine-type endopeptidase activity. The record is from RefSeq and is a predicted model, not a curated record.